Sinocyclocheilus anshuiensis is the source of this 8793-nucleotide messenger RNA. Its product is annotated as probable voltage-dependent R-type calcium channel subunit alpha-1E. The record is from RefSeq and is a predicted model, not a curated record. Gene Ontology annotation, biological process: chemical synaptic transmission; calcium ion import across plasma membrane. Gene Ontology annotation, cellular component: voltage-gated calcium channel complex; neuronal cell body; membrane. The transcript is spliced from 83 exons. Gene Ontology annotation, molecular function: high voltage-gated calcium channel activity. NCBI's taxonomy places the organism in Eukaryota, Metazoa, Chordata, Actinopteri, Cypriniformes, Cyprinidae. Bases 1 to 8793 code for a protein of 2930 amino acids.
AUGUUGGAAUUGGGAACUUGUUCGGUCAGCGCUCAGACCCUCUCUGACCGCAAUGCCCUGGCAGUCCCGUCUUUCAAUCAGGGCAUGUGUGGAGGGAGCCCGCCACAGCAAAGUUUCCUCCUCCAGUCUCAGGACCCAGAGAGCUGGCUCAAGCACCGGGGAACCCUGGAGGACGGCUCCCACUCCUGUUCACUCCUGGAGCCCCAGAGCCUGGCUGACAGCUUCCUGUCCCAUGCAUCCAGUUUCGACACGCUCUAUGUCCCCCACGCCUGUCCCAUGGGUCUGGCACCAUCCUCCCUGGAUCUUGGAGGGUCAUGCGAGGGGGCGGCCUCGUUGUGUCUGGACCCCGACAUGCCCGUCAGCCCGAAUAUCAUUAAACGGCGCAGGGGGGGACUCAUUGAACAACGGGACAUCAUUAAAGCACACCAGGCACACAAGAUCCAGAGCACCCCACAGGCCCGGCGCAAGGAAUGGGAAAUGGCUCGCUUCGGAGACGAUGUUCCCGGUCUGCCGGGAGCCGGGGAUGGGGGUUCGGAGCGCAGUCGGAACCGGGAUGCACCGGCGGUAUCCACAGGUGGAGUUUCACCAGCCUUCAAACAGACCAAAGCGCAACGAGCCCGAACCAUGGCCCUCUACAACCCCAUCCCGGUCCGACAGAACUGCUUCACCGUCAACAGAUCGCUCUUCAUCUUUGGAGAGGACAACAUCGUUAGGAAGUAUGCUAAAAAGAUCAUAGAAUGGCCUCCGUUUGAAUACAUGAUCCUGGCCACCAUUAUCGCCAACUGCAUUGUCCUGGCCUUGGAGCAACACCUGCCUGGAGAGGACAAGACACCCAUGUCAAAAAGACUUGAAAAAACAGAGCCCUACUUUAUAGGAAUGUUUUGUUUUGAAGCUGGAAUAAAAAUCAUUGCCUUGGGAUUUGUAUUCCACAAGGGCUCGUACCUGAGGAAUGGCUGGAACGUCAUGGACUUCAUUGUCGUCCUAAGUGGGAUUCUGGCCACAGCAGGAGCCCACAUGAAUAUUUCAUUAGACCUGCGCACGCUGAGGGCUGUGAGGGUAUUACGGCCCCUUAAACUGGUUUCUGGCAUUCCUAGUCUGCAAAUAGUUCUUAAAUCCAUAAUGAAGGCGAUGGUGCCACUGCUACAGAUUGGUCUGCUGCUGUUUUUUGCCAUUCUCAUGUUUGCUAUUAUCGGACUAGAGUUCUACAGUGGAAGACUCCACAAAAGAUGUGUAGCUUAUUCAAACAUUACAGACUCUGAGAGAGCAGACUCAUCUGAAAUUGAUUUCCCAUGUGGGGCCAAGAAUUGUCCUGAAAAUUAUAACUGCUCCGGCCCCUGGCCCGGACCCAACGAUGGCAUCACUCAGUUUGAUAACAUCUUAUUUUCAAUACUCACUGUCUUCCAGUGCAUCACCAUGGAAGGCUGGACAGCUGUACUCUAUAAUACCAACGAUGCCUUAGGCUCUACUUGGAAUUGGCUCUACUUCAUUCCUCUAAUAAUAAUUGGCUCCUUCUUUGUGUUGAAUCUGGUAUUAGGAGUCCUGUCAGGGGAGUUUGCUAAAGAGCGAGAGCGGGUGGAGAACCGAAGAGCCUUCAUGAAGCUCAGAAGACAGCAACAGAUCGAAAGGGAGCUGAAUGGGUAUCGGGCCUGGAUCGACCGUGCAGAGGAGGUGAUGCUUGCAGAGGAGAACAAGAAUUCAGGACCUUCUGCUUUAGAUGUGCUAAAAAGAGCCACCACAAUAAAGAGAAGAGGGGUGGAUGAUGUUCGGAGAUCUCCAGAGGAACAGUAUGCUGACAUAUCGUCUGUAGGGAUGCCAUUGAACAGAGCCAGCAUACGCAGUGCUAAAAGAGGACCAACGUCCUAUUUCCGUCGGAAAGAACGCAUGCUACGGAUUUCCGUUCGCCGUAUGGUGAAGACUCACACCUUCUACUGGAUCGUUCUGAGUCUGGUGGCCCUCAACACUUUCUGUGUCGCCAUCGUACACCACAAGCAGCCUCAGUGGUUGUCUAGUCUCCUUUACUUUGCAGAGUUCUUGUUUCUAGGCCUGUUUCUUACAGAGAUGUUUCUCAAGAUGUAUGGACUUGGGCCCAGACUCUAUUUCCACUCCUCCUUCAACUGCUUUGAUUUUGGGGUGAUAGUAGGCAGUAUUUUUGAGGUGCUCUGGGGGUUCUUCAGACCUGGCACAUCCUUUGGGAUCAGCGUUCUGCGUGCCUUGCGGUUGUUGAGAAUUUUCAAGAUCACAAAGUACUGGGUGUCCCUGAGGAACCUGGUUGUGUCUCUGAUGAACUCCAUGAAGUCCAUUAUUAGUUUGCUCUUCCUGCUUUUCCUCUUCAUUGUGGUCUUUGCACUUCUGGGCAUGCAGCUCUUUGGUGGAAGGUUCAUCUUUGAAGACUACACACCCACAAAUUUUGACACUUUUCCAGCAGCCAUCAUGACAGUGUUUCAAAUUCUCACUGGCGAGGACUGGAAUGAAGUCAUGUACAAUGGCAUCCGGUCUCAAGGUGGCGUGAAGUCUGGGAUGUGGUCGUCUGUCUACUUCAUUGUUCUGACUCUGUUUGGAAAUUAUACACUGCUCAACGUCUUCUUGGCUAUCGCUGUUGACAAUUUGGCCAAUGCCCAGGAGCUCACAAAGGAUCAAGAGGAGGAGGAAGAGGCGUUUAAUCAGAAACAUGCCCUGCAGAAAGCCAAGGAGGUUGGGCCAAUGUCCUCUUUCAUGUCCUCAGAGAGGAGGAGAAGGCCCUACCUGUACAGGAAGCGUGCAAUUCACCGGAGCCGUGCGGCUUACUCCUUUGAGGAUUCAGAGAGUCUGGCUGAUGCUCGUCCACUCAAUGCCUCUAACUCUUUCAUGUCCAGGAGAGAGAGAAGGAGGAGAUUGACCAUGUCAGUUUGGGAGCAGAGGACCAGCCAGUUGCGCCGACACAGACAGAUGUCCAGCCGCGAGAUCCUUUUCAGCAGCCCCAGUGAGGAGCACGAUGGACCACCUGGCUGCCUUCACCACAAGAAGCCUGGGAUAUCUCCAUCUAACAGCAAGCGCAUAGCCAUCGAGACCACAACAACCACCACCAUGCCGGAGGCUACCUUAGAGCCACCCAUGGCUAUGGACAUGCCCGUGGAUGAGCAAGCUCUGUCCAUUCCUAUUCCUGAACCCCCUUUAGCUAUUCCAAUACCGGAGCCACCAAUGCCUGUGGACAUAUCCCUCCCUGAACCCCCAGUGACGCUGAACCUACCCCUAACAGAGCUGUCUGAAUCAAAGACCUCACCCGAGGGCACUCUGGACAUCAACAACCAUUGCCCCAGACUGAAUGGAAACAGGCGGCAGCGGGCAGUCCGUAAGUACAGGCCUCCUGCGAUGGGGGACAUGCUGACCCCUGAUAUGGGGCCCAGGCCCCGACGCCCACACCACCGUGAACCUCAAACAGAUGCCAGGGGUAAAGAAACACCACAAGGAGACGGUGGUGUUGACAGUAGAGAACAAAGGCCCUGGAAUGAGGGAGAUGACAAGGAUUCAAAGAAUGAUGGAGCGAUCAGUCCAGAUGGCAGGGUGCUUGAACAGAGGCAGAACAAACCAGACAACUCUGAAUCAUCAGAAACCAAACCAACCAAUUCCCCCCACAAAAACCCACCUCAGGACUCAGAACCUGCAACUCUACAGCUCACUGACAGCACUCUCCAGCAGUCCCCACAGGCAACUUUGGGUGCCGGCGAGACCGAUAAUAACAACCGCGGAUGCUUGAAUCAGGAUAAGUCCUCCUUCAACACCAGCAUCAUGAUAGAGGUCACCGACACUCAGCCAUCCAUGGAGCUGACCUCCAUUACGGGUAAUAGUAAAGACGUGGAGGCCUCAAAACCAGAGAAAGAAGAGGAAACCCCAGAUGCACCAGAAGCCCCUCCACCUGUCAGCAUGUUCAUCUUCAAACCCAACAACCCGGUCCGCAGGGCCUGCCACUAUAUUGUCAAUCUUCGUUAUUUUGAGAUGUCAAUCCUUCUUGUGAUCGCCGCCAGCAGUAUCGCCUUGGCUGCUGAAGACCCUGUCAACACUAAUUCGGACAGGAACAAAGUGCUGCGCUAUUUUGAUUAUGUAUUCACUGGUGUCUUCACAUUUGAAAUGAUAAUCAAGAUGAUUGAGCAGGGUUUGAUCUUACACGAUGGCUCCUAUUUCCGUGACCUGUGGAACAUUCUGGACUUCAUAGUUGUGGUGGGAGCUCUGGUGGCCUUUGCUCUCACGAAUGUGAUGGGGAGUAACACAGGAAGAGACAUUAAAACCAUCAAAUCACUGCGUGUUCUCAGAGUAUUGAGGCCUCUUAAGACUAUUAAAAGACUUCCCAAACUCAAGGCUGUGUUUGACUGUGUGGUCACAUCGCUAAAGAAUGUCUUCAACAUCCUCAUCGUCUACAAGCUCUUUAUGUUCAUAUUUGCAGUCAUUGCAGUGCAACUUUUCAAAGGGAAAUUUUACUACUGUACCGACAGUUCCAAGGACACAGAAGACGAGUGCAAGGGUUACUACAUUGACUAUGACAAAGACAAGAAAAAAGAGAAACGAGAGUGGAAGAGACGUGAUUUUCAUUAUGAUAACAUCAUGUGGGCUUUGUUGACUCUCUUCACUGUAUCCACUGGGGAAGGGUGGCCGCAAGUUUUGCAGCACUCUGUGGAUGUGACCGAGGAGGACCGGGGUCCCAGUCAGGGAAACAGAAUGGAGAUGUCCAUCUUUUACGUCAUUUAUUUUGUGGUGUUCCCCUUCUUCUUCGUCAACAUAUUUGUGGCCCUCAUCAUCAUCACCUUCCAAGAGCAGGGUGACAAAAUGAUGGAGGAGUGCAGUCUGGAGAAAAACGAGAGGGCUUGUAUCGACUUUGCCAUCAGUGCCAAACCUUUGACUCGCUAUAUGCCUCAGAACAGACAGACCUUACAGUACCGGCUGUGGCACUUUGUGGUGUCUCCCGUAUUUGAAUACACCAUACUGACGAUGAUCGCCCUUAACACCAUUGUUCUCAUGAUGAAGCAUCAUGAUCCUCGUAUUGAAGGUUAUGACAAUGCGCUAAAAUACCUCAACACUGUGUUCACUGUUAUUUUCACUGUGGAAUGUGUUCUCAAGAUCCUGGCAUUUGGAAUUAUGAAUUAUUUCAGAGACACAUGGAAUAUAUUUGACUUCAUCACAGUCCUAGGAAGCAUCACUGAAAUUGUGGUUGACAAAGUCCACACUGUAAAAGGUUUUAAUAUGGGCUUCCUGAAGUUAUUCCGGGCAGCUCGGCUGAUUAAACUUCUGCGUCAGGGCUACACCAUUCGUAUUCUGCUCUGGACUUUUGUCCAGUCCUUCAAGGCUCUUCCAUAUGUCUGUCUGCUAAUCGCCAUGCUGUUUUUCAUCUAUGCCAUCAUUGGCAUGCAGGUAUUCGGCAACAUCAAGCUAAAUCCCAAAACCCAAAUCAACGAACACAAUAACUUUAGGACAUUUUUUGGUGCUCUCAUGCUGUUGUUUAGGAGUGCAACAGGUGAGUCGUGGCAAGAAAUCAUGUUAUCGUGUUUAGGAGAGAAGGAUUGUGAAAAAGACGAAUCACUCAACAACUCAACAACAAAUGAGAAAAAAGAUUGUGGUACCGAAUUUGCAUACUUCUACUUUGUCUCCUUCAUCUUCUUCAGUUCUUUUCUGAUGCUAAAUCUGUUUGUGGCCGUGAUCAUGGAUAAUUUUGAGUACCUGACACGUGACUCGUCCAUUCUGGGUCCUCACCACUUGGAUGAGUUUGUACGGAUCUGGGGAGAGUAUGACCGUGCAGCAUGUGGCCGUAUUCAUUAUACUGAUAUGUACGAGAUGCUGACCUGCAUGUCGCCACCGCUUGGCCUGGGCAAGAAAUGCCCCUCCAAAGUGGCGUAUAAGCGGUUGGUUCUGAUGAACAUGCCAGUGGAUGAGGACAUGUCCGUCCACUUCACCUCCACUCUUAUGGCCCUGAUACGCACUGCGCUGGACAUUAAAAUCGCUCGAGGGGGUGAGGACAGGGGUCAGAUGGACAUAGAAUUGCAGAAGGAAAUCAGUGUCAUCUGGCCACACCUCUCCCAGAAAUCUCUUGAUCUGUUUGUACCCAUCCACAAAGCCAGUGACAUGACCAUUGGGAAGAUUUAUGCAGCCAUGAUGAUCAUGGACUACUACAAGCAGAACAAAGCUAAGAAGCUCCGUCAACAGCUUGAGGAACAGAAACAUGCACCGAUGUUCCAGCGUAUGGAUGCAUCUUCACUGCCACAGGAAAUUCUCUGCAGUGCCAAAGCUCUGCAAUUCCUGUCACACAAUGCAGGAUCUGCCCUGAGUAGAGGUGGGUUUGUAGCACUGAGUCCCAUAUCACCUCAAGACCUCUUCAUGCAGCCCUUGGCCCAAGACAGCAUGGAAGAGAGGGAUGAAUACCAACACCAGUAUCACCUUCAGAGUAUGGAAGAAGAUGUGGCAAAAGGAGUAAAUGUUGCUGUCUCUGGUUCUGAGUCUGUUGCCAUGGUGGAUAUGGAAGAUAAAAAUAAAAAGGAAUAUCGAGGCCCACCUGGCUUGUCAGGUCCUCCAGGUGAAAAAGGAGACAAAGGCUAUGCGGGAGUGAUGGGCCGGACGGGCCGGACAGGGUACAGAGGACCGAUUGGACCACCCGGCAUGCCUGCUAUUAUAGUCUGGUACACAUCAGAAGAAGAAUGGCAAGCACUCAAGAGAGUGAAGGGAUUACCAGGAACUUUGGGACCACGUGGAGAUCCUGGACCACCCGGAAGAAUAGGUCCAGUUGGAAUGCCAGGGCCACCUGGUAGACCAGGACCAGAGGGCACAGCUGGGAAGGACGGGGAGAAGGGCCCAACAGGAACACCUGGGGAGGAUGGCCCAAAAGGUUAUGCAGGAGAGAAAGGCAGUAAAGGGGAGCUGGGUGAGUGGGGUGAUCUUGGCGAACAGGGGCCUCAGGGAACCAAAGGAAGAAAAGGAGAGAUGGGGCCACCUGGACCUAGAGGACCACAGGGAUUCAUGGGCCCACCUGGUCCACCGGGACAGACAGGGGGGCUUGGGUUCACUGGAUCACCAGGACCACCAGGUCGCACAGGACCGAGAGGGUUGAAGGGAGUUCCAGGCGUCAACGGACCCCCUGGACAACUUGGUGAGAUGGGGCCAAGGGGACCACCUGGCAAACCAGGAGAGGAAGGGCCUGAUGGUAUUAUCGGUAUUCCUGGUGUUCCUGGACCACAGGGAAAACCAGGUGGCAAUGGACCACCAGGUCAAAAAGGAGACCCUGGAGAUACAGGAAUUGAGGGAGACAUUGGGAGUCCAGGACCACCGGGUAUAAAAGGUGCCAAUGGAAAUCCAGGAAAACAUGGACCCUCAGGUGAUCCAGGUCUGAAAACGCAGCGUGGAAUGAAAGGAGAUCCUGGCCAAAAGGGAGAUCAAGGUCCUCCGGGGUUGCCAGGCAAACAGGGAUUCAGAGGCAGAGGAGGGUGGUCUGGUGUACAGGGAGAGAUUGGCCCUACUGGACCUGCUGGUUUACCAGGGCCCACGGGCUAUGAUGGUCCUAUUGGAGAUCCGGGGAGAGAGGGAAAAGAUGGACUUAAGGGAGAGAGAGGCCCCCCUGGUAUCCAAGGUGUUCCUGGAACACGAGGUGACAAGAGUCGGACUGGCCAAGGGGGAUUUGCUGGUUUUCUAGGACCUUUGGGACUGCAGGGUGUUUCAGGGAGUAGAGGACAGGAUGGCACUCACGGAGCACCUGGAUCUGUUGGACCACAUGGAUCAGAUGGAGAUAGAGGACCUCAGGGUCCCCGGGGUUUACAGGGAAGGAGUGGUGCAUCAGGAAUCCAAGGUCCCGUUGGAAAAAGUGGUGUCAAAGGCAGAGAGGGUUCAGUAGGGUUUCAUGGCAGUCAUGGGGAGAAGGGGAAAAAUGGCCCUGAGGGGCCCAAAGGAAAACCCGGUCAGCAAGGUCCUCGAGGCCUACCAGGAGAGAAGGGCUACAAAGGACCUGCUGGCCCACAAGGAAAUAUAGGCCAGUGGGGUGAGACAGGUCUGCAGGGGCCGGUAGGAAAUCAAGGGCCCAGAGGACCACCUGGGCUGCAUGGAGUGACUGGGUACCCAGGUAAAGAUGGACUACCUGGACCCCUCGGACCUCCAGGAGAUAAGGGCAAUAAGGGACUGAGAGGAGCCAGUGGACUGAAGGGAGUUGCCGGUAUUGAUGGUGAGGAGGGCCCAAUGGGUGAAACUGGACCAGUUGGACCAGUAGGAAGUAAAGGCUUGCCUGACAGAACUGUCGGUUGUAGGGUGAGAAGGCUAAAGAAGGAUCUUUUGGUGAUCGUGGCCCAAAAGGAAUCCAAGGAGAGAGUGGAAAUCGAGGACCACCUGGAGUCAAAGGACCAAAAGGACAAGAAGGGUCGAGUGGUGCCCCGGGGCAGAAGGGAGAUCCUGGAUCCCCUGGUGAAAAAGGUCAGCCAGGGUUUGCCAGGAAAAGAAGGAUUUGUUGGAAAAACUGGAAAACAUGGACCAAAAGGAGAGCCUGGAGUUAAAGGGAAUCCAGGCGGCCAUGGGAAGAUCGGAUCAAUUGGUGUUUCAGGUCCAAGUGGGAAGAAAGGAGAGCCUGGAACAAGAGGCAUAAUGGGACCAAUGGGUCAGCCAGGAGCUGUGGGUCCUCAUGGACUAAAGGGAAAACCAGGAUCUUCAGGACCUCCAGGGGAAAAAGGAUUCAAGGGUCAACCAGGGCCAAAAGGUGACAUUGGAUUCCGAGGACCUCCAGGGAAACCAGGUCCUUCAGGUAGUGCUGAACACCGGGUUUGCAAGGGAGUCAAGGACUACCUGGACCAAAAGUAA